Molecule: messenger RNA, 842 nt
Organism: Pyrgilauda ruficollis (rufous-necked snowfinch)
Lineage: Eukaryota; Metazoa; Chordata; Aves; Passeriformes; Passeridae
Gene: PDE6G
Product: phosphodiesterase 6G
Exons: 5
Coding region: 1-723 (240 amino acids)
Biological process (GO): positive regulation of epidermal growth factor receptor signaling pathway; positive regulation of G protein-coupled receptor signaling pathway; visual perception
Cellular component (GO): photoreceptor outer segment membrane
Molecular function (GO): 3',5'-cyclic-nucleotide phosphodiesterase activity; cGMP binding
Source: RefSeq, a predicted model, not a curated record
AUGGGGGGGCCAGACCCCUCCCCACUGGCACCACAAAGCCUCUUAGGGGCCUCUCUGGGGGCUCGGGGGCAGCGUGUGGCACCAGGCACGUGGGAAGCAGCAGCCUCCUGUCAAGGACACUGUCCCUGGUGUCACAUCCAGCCUGCUCACCAAGCUGCCUUUUCUGCCUCCAUCUUAAAUCCCCAGACACUUGUCCCAAACUUGUCCCUUCAUCCUGGGGGACUUGCAGCUGUUGAGACCCACCCAGACCCCCCCACGUCAUCCCAGGACAAGGUCCCCAAGAAGCCACCCAGCCCUGGAGUGUCACGCACUAAUGAACCCCAAUUAACAGCCAGGCUCUGCUCUCUGCCAGGGAAGAUAAAUCUCCCUCCACGAAAAGCCCCCCAGAGCAUCUCCAGGCCGGAGGGAGCCGGCUGGGCGGAAGGAGCAGCUCUGGAGCCGGGAAUCGUGGCACUCUCCAUGAGCCUGGAGCCCCCCAAGCUGGAGGUCAAAUCGGCCACGAGGGUGAGCGGGGGUCCUGCCACCCCCCGCAAGGGCCCGCCCAAGUUCAAGCAGAGGCAGACGAGGCAGUUCAAGAGCAAACCCCCCAAAAAGGGGGUGCAGGGGUUUGGUGACGACAUCCCAGGCAUGGAGGGGUUGGGAACAGACAUCACUGUCAUCUGUCCCUGGGAAGCCUUCAGCCACCUGGAGCUGCACGAGCUAGCUCAGUACGGAAUCAUUUAGGAUUUGGGCAGGCUCACCAGCCCUGUAGUGCUGUGUAGGUCGAGGCCCCCCCUGCCCAUGCUGGGGAUGGGGGGGGCUCAGCUUGGAAAAAUGCUCAUUAAACCCUAACGAGCACAGGA